Esox lucius (northern pike) is the source of this 4784-nucleotide messenger RNA. RefSeq names its product ring finger protein 216 (gene rnf216). The coding region runs from base 260 to 3979 and encodes 1239 amino acids. The transcript is spliced from 17 exons. The record is from RefSeq and is a predicted model, not a curated record. Lineage: Eukaryota; Metazoa; Chordata; Actinopteri; Esociformes; Esocidae. Gene Ontology annotation, molecular function: zinc ion binding.
GUAAUUUGUUGGAGAAGCAAUUAUGACCAAACAUUAAAGUGUAACUAUAUAUAUAUUAUUUAAUUAUAUAGCAAGCUUUUAAAAAUAACUAACUCGUUUGUAUUAGUUCAUGUCUAUGACUGUAGCGAGAUUUUUCUCGCGUUAGCCAGCUAGCAUAGCCUACUAAAAACGAAACAAGUACAGUACAGAGAAAGUGCAACAAACAUGAGAAAUCACUGGCAACUCCGCAAGUGAAGCCUUCAGAGCCGUGUGUGUGAACAUGGCAGAUGGAGCAGACGAUGAUGACGUAAUUCACCUGGCCAGCUUUAACAUCCACCGCAGCCAAGGCUGCCGGGCACGCAGGAAAACAUUCAUCACCAUAUCAGAUGAUUCUGAUGAGGAGCCUGUCACUCUACUCCCCAGCAGCCCUGUUCUGGUACCUGACCAACUGGAGGACGACGACGAUGAUGAUGUCAGCAUACUGGAGCCUUUUUCCCCGGCACAAUGCCGCGUGAUUCGUCCAGCAGCUCAGUGGGGCUGGCCCUCUGAGGACAACAGACAAAUUAUAGAGCUGGAUGAAGUCGUAGGUCACCAGGUUGCGCCCCGCCAACCUGCGUCACAGCCAUUCUCCUCUUCGUCUAGAAACGCAGACAGCCCAUCGCUUUCCUUGUUGCAGUACAGAGACCCGUCACGCUACAGGGAUCAUGCUGUCGUACGACCGUUCAUCCGCACCCCACCUCCAACUUCCACCUCCACACGCACCUCCGCCCCAACACAGCCUAGACCAUCCACCUCCACACACACUUCCGCCCCAACACAGCCUAGACCAUCCACCUUCACACACACCUCCGCCCCAACACAGCCUAGACCAUCCUCCUCCACACACACCUCCGCCCCAACACAGCCUAGACCAUCCACCUCCACACACACUUCCGCCUCAACACAGCCUAGACCAUCCGCCUCCACACGCACUUCCACCCCAACACAGCCUAGACCAUCCACCUCCACCCCAACAGAGCCUAGACCAUCCACCUCCACCCCAACACAGCCUAGACCAUCCACCUCCACCCCAACAGAGCCUAGACCAUCCACCUCCACCCUGACAGAGCCUAGACCAUCCACCUCCACCCUGACAGAGCCUAGACCAUCCACCUCCACCCCAACACAGCCUAGACCAUCCACCUCCACCCCAACACAGCCUAGACCAUCCACCUCCACCCCAACAGAGCCUAGACCAUCCACCUCCACCCUGACAGAGCCUAGACCAUCCACCUCCACCCUGACAGAGCCUAGACCAUCCACCUCCACCCCAACAGAGCCUAGACCAUCCACCUCCACCCUGACAGAGCCUAGACCAUCCACCUCCACCCCAACAGAGCCUAGACCAUCCACCUCCACCCUGACAGAGCCUAGACCAUCCACCUCCACCCUGACAGAGCCUAGACCAUCCACCUCCACCCCGACAGAGCCUAGACCAUCCACCUCCACCCCAACAGAGCCUAGACCAUCCACCUCCACCCCAACACAGCCUAGACCAUCCACCUCCACCCCGACAGAGCCUAGACCAUCCACCUCCACACACACCUCCACCCCAACACAGCUGCAUCCUCAACCUCCCACUAAGCCCAUCCUACAGGCGGUCAAGCUUGUUUUACUCCCUCGUGUGCCGGCCCAGCCUCACCCCCCUCUGCAUCAGCCCCACCCUGGUGCCCCCAACCAGCCUCAGCCACCUGCCAAGCCACGACCUCUUCUCCAGGCUCUCUUAACCAGUACUUUCCAGGAACAGCUUCCCCAGCCUCCUGCUGCUCCCCAGCCUCCUGCUGCUCCCCAGCCUCCUGCUGCUCCUCAGACCCGUCUCCGGGCCGCUGUCCCGCUCCAGCCGUGGCAUCCAGCAGGCCCCUGUGCCGUCCUGGCGCCCGCCGUUCUGAUUGCUUCGGCCCCCGAGCGUCUGGGCCCUCCGGAGACGGGCCACCGCAUCACCCUAGGCAGCCAGGCCCCCAGAGGCCCCAACCCCGCGCCUCGAGCCCCUGGACAUGCCCGUGAGCCCCCUCCUGCCCUGGAGCCUCGUGUCGUGGUGGUACACCGUACGCCCCCUCAACCCAAUCCUCUGAACCCAAACCCGGCCCUCCCUGCUGCCCCAGUAGCUCCAGACCCGAUGGCCGCAGCGCCGGGCCCUGCAGUCCCAGACCCCACAGCGCCAGUGGUGGCCGUGGUUGUGGAGGAGAGGGCUGGUCCCUCUGCACCACGGGAGACCCAGGACCCAGGGAGACCUCCACUCCCACCCCACGUCAUAGAACUGGUCAGAGGGGUGCUGGAUCUGUUUCCUGACGUCCAAGAGAACUAUGUAGCAGAGCUCAUUCAGACCAACGACCUCAAGGAUCUCAACGUUAUCUGUAACAUGCUGUUGGAGAACCCAGCCUACCCUCAGAGAGAGAGUUUGUCAUCAGCAGCUCAGAGCAGCAUCCUACUGGAGCCCUGUGGUAACAACACCCAGGCAGCGGAGGACCUGUUUGACUAUGGGUCACUGGGCCCGGUGGGUCCGGAGGCGGUGAUGCAGGCGGCCGACCUCCUGAUGGGGGACUUCAGGAUGAUCAGCUGUCAGGACAUUAAGUGGAGCCUGAACGCAAUGAAGGGACACUACGCAAUCACACGCAAGGCCUUAUGUGAAGCACUGAAGCAGCUUCAUGACUCUGAGUCCUUAGAGAAGAGAAAACGCCGGAGAGACUCUAUAGAACGCUGCUACAUUGACUUCAAAUUUCAACACGGUUCAGUGAAGUUGGAAAGGAGGAUGUAUUUCUUGGAGAAGAAUCGUCGCGGUGGCAGAACGUACGGAGCAGCCUUGGACCCGUCUCUACAGAGAGAGAUCACCUUCUACCAGCAGAAAGCCAAGGAACGCGCUGAGCAUGAAGACUUCCUGUUGGCUCUCCAGGUGAAUGAGGAGGAGUAUGUGAAGGACGGCCAGCUGAUUGAGUGUGGUUGUUGCUGUGGGGACUUUGCCUUUGAGAAGAUGACCCAGUGUUCCGAUGGCCAUUUGUUCUGCAAGGAGUGUCUGGUUAAAUACGCUCAGGAGGCCGUGUUCGGGUCAGGACAGUCAUCCCUCAGUUGUAUGGCAGGGGGCUGUCCGUGUGCCUUCCCCGUCUGUGAGUUGGAGAAGGUUCUGCCAGAGAACGUUCUGUUGAAGUACUACGAGAGGCAGGCAGAGGAAGCCGUUGCUGCCACCUGCGCGGACGAAUUAGUUCGCUGUCCAUCCUGUAACUUCCCAGCGUUGCUGGAUAAAGGCGUGUCACUGUUCAGCUGUCCUAACCCUCGUUGUCGUAAGGAGAGCUGCAGGAAGUGCGGUGUCCAAUGGAAGGAGCAUGCUGGGAAGUCAUGUGACCAGGUCAUGGAGAGAGAUGAGAUCCGCAUGCGUGUUGCUUUCGAGGAGCGUAUGACUGCCGCGCGGGUCAGGAAAUGUGUGAAGUGUGGAACCGGGCUGGUGAAGUCUGAGGGGUGCAACAGGAUGUCGUGUCGUUGCGGCGGGUUCAUGUGUUACCUGUGCAGGGAUCCAAUCAGUGGAUACAACCACUUCUGUCAGCAUGCCCGCUCUCCUGGCGCCCCCUGCAGGCACUGUCGCAAGUGUUCCCUGUGGACGGAUCCCACGCAAGAUGACGAGCGCAUCAUUCAAGAAAUCCAGAAGGAAGGGGAGAAAGAGCUCAAUAAGAAGAAUGCAGAGUCUUCAGGAAAGCGAGUGGGCCCACCCCCAGAGCCUGUGGUGGUUGCUAAGCGACCUCGCGCAGCCCCUCCAGCUCCCCAAGCAGUGCGAGCUCCCCUAUUGGUCCCUCCUCGUGUCAUCCUCCCCCAUGGCCCGCCUAUUCCCCCCGCCCACUAUGUGCCUGUCCUGGCCCCCAUGCCGCUCCUCAACUUCCCACCUCCGCUCAACAACAACAAUGUCAACCACAACCUGGACAUCAACAUGCCUAUGCACUAUGGACCCCCUCAGCGCUACUACAGACACCUAUAACAGACAUCCACCACAGACACACAUUACUGACACCUAUAACAGACACAUACAGACACCUGUAACAGACAUCCACCACAGACACGUAUUACUGACACCUAUAACAGACAUAUACAGACUACUAUAACAGACUCUUACUGCAGAUAUCUAUAACAGACAUCCACCACAGACAUGUACUACAGACACCUAUAAUGGACUCUUACUACAGACACCUAUAACAACACAUACUACUGACACCUAUAACAGACGUCUACUACUGACACCUAUAACAGACAUCUACUACUGACACCUACUACAGACAUCAAUAAAAGUCACCUACCACAGACACAUAUAACAGACAUCUAUUUCAGAUGCGUACAAUAGACAUCUAAUACAGACAUCUACUACAGACCCCCCAGUGACCCCUGGGCCAUUAUCAGGUGACAGGAAAUGUUGACCCAAGGUUGUUAAUCAGGUGACAGGAAGUAAAUAGUGACCCAAGGCUGUAAUCAGGUGACAAGAUGUAAAUAGUGACCCCAGGCUGUUAUCAGGUGAAAGGAAGUAAAUAGUGACCCCAGGCUGUUAUCAGGUGACAGGAAGUAAAUAGUGACCCCUGGCUGUUAUCAGGUGACAGGCUAUCACCAGGUGAUGGCCAAGUUACUCCAGACAGGGAGUUGCGAGAACCUGUUGUUUUCUAUUUCUUAAUUUGUUUUUGGGUCUGACCUGUAACCUGUGACCUCUGACCUUAUUUGUUCCAGAGAUAUUUUUGAUUAAUGCACAAAUCUGUUCUGAGUGAUGUUUCUGCUCAAUAAACAUUGUUUUCACAUUC